Messenger RNA from Leishmania mexicana MHOM/GT/2001/U1103, 2568 nucleotides. RefSeq lists its product as hypothetical. The transcript has a single exon. Bases 1 to 2568 code for a protein of 855 amino acids. Lineage: Eukaryota; Euglenozoa; Kinetoplastea; Trypanosomatida; Trypanosomatidae. The record is from RefSeq and is a predicted model, not a curated record.
AUGUACACUUCAACCUGUGCAGCAUCGGAGUGCGUUGCAGCGAGCAUCCGGUGGCUCGACUACGCCAGCACAACCCUAAACCCAGAUCGACUGCCAGAACACGCCGUACACCUGGACGAACUACUCGACCUUUUGCGUAGCGCGCAGCCGCCGCCGUCAACGCUGCAAGAUGAGUGGAGCACACAGGUGUGGGCCAUGGCAGGGGAGCCGUAUCUCGUGUACCUUCUUCGUUGCCUCGCUCACCAGAGCGGUCUGACGCAACUAUCGCCGCACUUUGUCGUGCCGAGCACAGAGUUCGACAGCGACAACGGUGGCGCGGUCGCUGCCGUGACAGCAGGGAACCCCGCAAAACAUCCAUCUCGCCUGUUCUGGGAGCGGUGCGUGGUGGUGGGUGUGCGGGUGGAGCCGACGACGAAGAACCUCCUGCAGACCGGCUGGGAAACGCAGCCAUGUCCGCAUUGCGUGGCUCGAGAUGGUGCAGCGGCUGAUGUGCAUGAUGUUCCCGGCAGGCGAUCACAACCGUGCGUGCUGCCGCUCCUGUACGGAGGAACUCAAUGCGACGAGUGCGGCCAUGCGCUUCCACUGGUGCCAACGUGGACUCGUGUGCUCUACUUGGUGCUGCAGCGGUUCGAUCGUAGCCGAGCAGCAGCUGUGGCGUACGGCGAGGAGGUGCACCGCCACCUUUGGCUGGGAGUGACAAUCGAUGCUCUUCUUUACACAUCCGCUACGGAGCAGCAACAGCAGCUUCUCGUGGUGCACGCUGCUGCUGCACCGGCAGCCGCUGCUUCGUCGACCACGCUUCCAUGUGCCGAAACCACAAAGGGAGCAUUUCACAUCUUUUGCCAGGAUGAGCGUGUUAGCCGCCUGGCCCUGAAGUGGGGAGGCGGCACUGCUUUCUCUGCGGCAGCCAACCUUCACGACGUGGCCCGUCGCGUUGCCCCGCAGCUGCAGGGGCAGGCGUACGCUAAGGGGCUCCUCCUAUUGGUAGUGCUGUACAUCGUGUAUCAUGCAAGCCAUCCGGCAGCGGUUGGGUCGCAUCGGUACCCACUACACGUGCUACUCGUAGGACCAGCGAAGACGGGCAAAAGUGCGCUGCUGCGGGAGGUGGCGCAGCUUAUUGGGCUUGAGGCAGAGGUGCUUGACUCCACCGUAGUGCGAACUGGUGGCAGCGGCGGUGCUGCCGGCGGCUCCUCGUUCUCCGCUGCCCUUCCUAUGCGACGCAGUGCCGUCCUCAUGGCAGGCUCCGGUAUGACCGCCUCCACGCUGGUACUUGACCAACUCCCCUCUACCGCAGCCGGCGCGGCUGCUAUGGCGCCGCUGCUGGAGGCGAUGGAGCGGGGGCACGGCUGCGGCGCAGCAAGCGAUGAAGGAGGAGGCGCCGUUGCUGGAGGUCUCGAUGUGUACCAGCUCCCGUCAACCAUCAUUGCUGCCACCGGUGAAGAGAGUGCAGCGGCCGUGCAACUAGUGCCCUACUUCUCACUAGUCGCCGCCGUGGCGCCGACGAACUCGCUCGAUGACACUGCGAUCAUCAGCCAAGACGUCGUCGCGGCGUCGCGGGCGAGAUCGUCGCACAGCAGGGCAACAUCACGCAGCACGUCGCGGACAACGCAGCUGUCAGCAUCGUCACCGCACCAUUCUCAGCGCGGCCCAUCCGUCCCGCAGAGCACCUCUCACAGAACCGAUCCCAGUGCCCUAUCAGAGCGCCUGACACAUGACGACGUGCGUUAUCUUGCUCGACGCGCCGCUGAGCCUGUGCUGCUGAACAGCGUGGUGAGCCACGCCGUGUGCUAUGACGCGUUCAUCGACAAGCUGGUGGAUUGCGCAGGGCUUCUGGAGGAAACACAACCGUCAGUCUGCCGCGCUCUCCCGCCUCCCUCUGCGUGCCGUGGACAGCGUCACAUCGGUCAUCCCUCCGCCGCCUGUGACUCCCUGCGUGCGGCGCCUCUGGCCAUCGAUGAACACCUGCGCAUCUUGUGCGCUCUCUCCCGGGCCCGGGCACUGCUGGAGCGCGCGGAGCUCCUCUGCGACGCCGGCUGGACGGCACAGAUGCGCGACGAAGUCUGGGCGCUCUAUCAUGGCCACCUUGUCGCCUUUGCUGAUCUGAUGCAGCGCCGCAGCUGUGGUUCAGGGGCGAUGGCACCCCGCGAACCAGCGGAGGUGCUUCGCACGGCUUCGUGUCCGUCCUCGUUUUUCGUCGCCUGCGGCGGCAGCACGGCCACACCCGCAGGCUAUCCGUCCCCCAGUCGAUUCAGCGGUGAUGCUGCGGCGCUGGGAAGGGAGUGGAAAGGCGGGGUGUGUGCGAUGUCGUCACGCGAGGGACGGGGCCUCUGGCAUCCGCAGAAGACGCCCUCGAAGAAGCGAUGCCGACUGAUGUUUGUCGACGCGCUCCGCCAGCGUCAGCGUCUCUCAGCCCACAUGGAGAGUGCCGUUCCUCCGUCGGAAGUAGAGCACCUCUUCGGGCUACUCGGUGGCAGCAGCGCCUUUGGUGAUCCGCUUGAUGUCGUGAUAAGCCAGAUGCAGGAGGAGGGACUGCUCCUUCGCCGACCUGGCGGGUGGCGUUCGCUGUAG